Molecule: messenger RNA, 934 nt
Organism: Gekko japonicus
Lineage: Eukaryota; Metazoa; Chordata; Lepidosauria; Squamata; Gekkonidae
Product: cAMP-dependent protein kinase type I-beta regulatory subunit-like
Exons: 8
Source: RefSeq, a predicted model, not a curated record
UAGGGGAGGAGAUCCGACCCAGCGGCAACUGGAGGAGGAGAAGGAAGAGGAGGGGGCAUCGUUGCAGAAUAGCGGGAGGUAAAGGAAGAAGAGGUCUCUCCUGCUUGACUCUGAUCCAACGAGCCAGGGUUGUUGCCGAGCCUCAAGAUGGCCUCCUCCUCCUCCUCCUCUUGCAACAUGGAAGAUGACGAGAACUUGAAGGGCUGCGGACUGUACGUCCAGAAGCACAACAUCCAACAGAUUCUCAAAGAAUGCAUCGUCAACCUCUGUAUAGCCAAGCCGGACCGUCCCAUGAAGUUCUUACGAGAACAUUUUGAGAAGCUGGAAAAGGAAGAAGGCAAACAAAUCCAGGCUUGGCAGAAAUCGGGCUCUCAGGCAGACUCUCAUGAUGACGAGAUUUCUCCUCCGCCUCCAAAUCCCGUGGUCAAAGUCCGCCGCCGCCGGGGGGGAGUCAGUGCCGAGGUGUACACUGAAGAAGAUGCCGUUUCGUACGUCAGAAAGGUGAUACCAAAGGACUACAAGACCAUGACUGCUCUGGCAAAGGCCAUUUCCAAGAACGUUCUGUUUGCCCACCUUGAUGAUAACGAGAGAAGUGACAUCUUUGACGCCAUGUUCCCUGUCACUCACAUUGCUGGGGAGACUGUCAUACAGCAGGGCGACGAAGGAGACAACUUCUAUGUGAUCGAUCAAGGAGAAGUGGAUGUAUAUGUAAACGGAGAUCUGGUCACCAACAUCAGCGAAGGAGGGAGCUUCGGGGAGCUGGCGCUCAUCUAUGGGACACCAAGGGCCGCCACGGUCAAAGCUAAGACGGACCUGAAGCUCUGGGGCAUCGACCGGGACAGCUACAGGCGCAUUUUAAUGGGCAGCACAUUAAGAAAACGGAAGAUGUACGAGGAAUUCCUCAGCAAGGUCUCCAUUUUGGGUGGGUGUCUGA